CACCUCACCACCAUCACUGUGCGUCGCGACAUCAACCACAACAUCACAGACCAUCUAUCGCUAUCGCUACAAGGCUCUGAGGGCCGUCAACAGCCAAUACAACCCACUCGAAAGAGUGCCUUUUCCAUUUUAGCCGAGGAGGGGGUCGGUCGACUAUCACCGCAGCCCCGGGGGAGAAAGCAACUUUCCCUUCCUCCUCACUCGUCGACCAACAGCUAGCUACUCGGACGUGCCGAGAGGCGUCGGGGUUUUUGUCUCAUAUUCCCGCGAUCCCCGAAUUUUCUUAGAUCUGCUCCGGCAUACCUCGAUCUUGCCUAGGCCGCGUCCUGCUCGAAACAUUCUCUCGUCAUGUCUAUGUAUCCCCAUCGCGCCAUGGCCGGCGCGGCGCCCCCUGCCAAUCAGUCCCGGCUAGACGAGCUGCUUGAACAGGUUCGCAAUGAGUUCAGCUCGCAGCUGCGUACCAAUGAGGCAUACGAGCAUCAAAUUCAAGCUCAAUUAAGCGAGAUGCAACAUAUCCGAGAGAAGGUCUUCAACAUGGAGCAGAUACAUCUCAACAUCAAACAAAAGUACGAAGAAGAGGUCGCUCAUCUCCGUCGCCAGCUGGAGCUCGCUCGCGGAAAUGCCCCACCAGGCAUGAGUAACGGUCCUCCACCCCAUCCCGCGCCUUCCCAACAACCUCCUUCUAUUUCGUCCGGCAAUGGCCUAUUUAAUGGAAUCAUGGCGGGUGGCGGGCAGGGUGGCCUUGCCCCUCCUCCCCCUCCUCCGCAGGACCAACAGAUGGGCCCGCAACAUCAAAUGGCCCAGGGACCGCCUGGUCUUCCCGGUCCUCCACCUCCCCCUCCUCCUCAAUCGCAACCUCAGCAUUUCCAGCAGCCUUAUCCUCAAGGUCCUGUUCCCAACGGGACGCAGCCUCCCCAAAGUACUGCCUCGCCCGGCCCAGGCAGACGCGGCAUCGGCCGCCCCCCUGCGGGCGUAGGUCCAGCUACACCCCAAAUCAAUACUCCCAUUCCAUUUCCCGGGGCCACUCAGUCGCCGCAGGUCAGCCAUCCGACGCCAGAUCACGCUCGUAUGGGAGGCCCUCAUGCCCCACCUCCCCCGCCCGUGGGUAAUGCCCUGGGAGACCUGGACCCGGAUCGCCUGCCUGCUUCGGCAAAGAAGUCCGGCUACGAUUGGUUUGCCAUCUUUAAUGACCGCGUGCCCCGCAUGCUCGACGUCGAUCUAGUCCACACCCUAGGGCACGAGAGUGUGGUGUGCUGCGUCCGCUUCAGCCACGACGGUAAAUAUGUGGCUACUGGAUGCAACCGAUCGGCCCAAAUCUACGACGUCCAGUCGGGCGAGAAGCUUUGCGUGUUGCAGGAUGACUCGGUUGACGUCUCUGGCGACCUGUACAUCCGCAGCGUUUGCUUCAGCCCUGACGGCAACUACUUGGCUACUGGCGCUGAAGACAAACUGAUUCGCGUAUGGGAUAUUAAGAGUCGGACCAUCCGCAACACGUUCUCUGGUCACGAGCAGGACAUCUACUCACUAGACUUUGCCCGGGACGGACGUACGAUUGCCUCGGGAAGCGGUGAUAGGACAGUGCGCCUCUGGGACAUCGAGUCGGGCACCAACACUCUCACGCUGACCAUAGAAGAUGGAGUAACGACGGUCGCCAUCUCACCCGACACGAAGUAUGUCGCAGCUGGCUCUCUUGAUAAGAGUGUCCGUGUCUGGGAUAUUCAUCAGGGCUACCUUUUGGAACGUCUCGAGGGCCCAGAUGGUCACAAGGACAGCGUCUAUAGCGUGGCUUUUUCACCAAACGGUAAAGACCUGGUCAGCGGUAGUCUCGACAAGACUAUCAAGAUGUGGGAGCUCAGCACACCCCGCGGACUGUCGAAUGCUGGCCCCAAGGGGGGACGGUGCGUGAAGACAUUUGAAGGACACAGGGACUUCGUUCUCUCUGUCGCCUUGACGCCCGAUGCUGCUUGGGUCAUGUCUGGCUCCAAGGACCGAGGCGUGCAGUUCUGGGAUCCUCGCACAGGAGCUACGCAACUCAUGCUGCAAGGUCACAAGAACUCCGUAAUUUCCGUUGCCCCAAGCCCGACGGGCGGAUACUUCGCGACGGGGUCUGGUGACAUGAGAGCGCGUAUCUGGUCAUAUCGCAGCGUCCAAUAGUAAAGAAAUGUAAUGUUGUCCGGGAUACCAACAGCGGUGGAUCGUCGUGAUAAGUUUUUCGAGGUAUGUGAUUGGGGAAGUGGGGGAGUAUGGUGUUCAGACAGAGUGGUUGAUCCUGAUUGGAAUCACUUAACCGCACAUAUCUCUCUGUUCACGCUUGCUCACUGGGAGACUACAGGUCGGAGGAUGGCGUAAGGUAAUUACUUCAAUGGGACUCUUGUAUUAUUGCCCUCACCCCCUUUGGUCCACGCGUUCCACUGAUCAGGUGAAGGUUAAAUUGGGAGCCAUCUUCAGACACUUUGGGACAGACUUGAUGGGCGUUAAGUUUCUCUCUCUCCCUUUUUUU
Molecule: messenger RNA, 2500 nt
Organism: Sodiomyces alkalinus F11
Lineage: Eukaryota; Fungi; Ascomycota; Sordariomycetes; Glomerellales; Plectosphaerellaceae
Product: WD40 repeat-like protein
Exons: 5
Coding region: 349-2154 (601 amino acids)
Molecular function (GO): protein binding
Source: RefSeq, a predicted model, not a curated record